AUGCCUGGGUCAAACGAUAAGUACAUAAGAAAUAAAGGUGUUGAUGUGCUUGGUGUUCAUGGUGAUGAUGGUAGUAGUAGUGGUAGUAGUAGUAGUAGUAGUAGUAGUAAUAAUAGAAGAAACAGGCUUACCCCCUAUCCGUUUUGGUGCCGCGCGGCGAGGACUGGAUCGUGUCCGCUCCUGCUAGGGCCUGUUGAUGUUGCUGGUAGAGGGCAGGUUAUCGUCGUUGCUGGUCUGGUAUCUGGUAUCUAAGAAGGGGCCGGUCCUUCUGGUCCUCUUCCUCCUCCUCCUCCUCCUCCUCCUCCUCCUUCUCCUGUUCCUUCGCUUUUCAAACUGAAAGAAGAAGAUGGCAAAAAUUCUUGA
This is a messenger RNA of Acanthocheilonema viteae, 363 nucleotides long. The record is from the annotation of a GenBank genome assembly. Lineage: Eukaryota; Metazoa; Nematoda; Chromadorea; Rhabditida; Onchocercidae.